UCGUACGAGUUGAUGUUGACUUUCUCCGGAAGUAUCUGCCACGUCCGUUUUUACACGAUUUACCGGCAAAGUUGUGAUAUAAACAACCCAUAUUUAAAACUUUUAAGCAUACUUAGGGCAACUAUAGUGUGUUGAAGAUGGUUUCCGUCAUCAACUCGAUAGACACCUCACACGAAGACAUGAUCCAUGAUGCUCAGUUGGAUUACUAUGGAACAAAGCUGGCCACAUGUUCCUCAGACAGAUCAAUCAAGAUAUUUGAUGUCAAAGGAGGCCAGCAGACCCUGAUUACUGAACUCCGCGGUCAUGACGGCCCAGUGUGGCAGCUCGCCUGGGCUCAUCCAAUGUUUGGUAAUCUGAUCGCGUCCUGCAGCUACGAUAGAAAAGUUAUCAUCUGGAAGGAAACAAACGGAUCAUGGGGAAAGCUCUACGAAUAUCAAAAUCACGACUCAUCAGUGAACUCUGUGAACUUUGCCCCCCAUGAGUUUGGCCUCCUUUUGGCAUGUGGAAGUUCUGAUGGCUCCAUCUCCAUCAUUUCUAGUACAGGGGAUGGAACCUGGGAUGCCAAGAAAAUCCCUAACGCUCACUCUAUUGGCUGUAAUGCAGUAAGCUGGGCCCCGCCCAUUAAUCCUGGAGAUCUAUUGGAUCCCUCCGGACGUCAUCAACCAAUCAAACAGCUCGUCUCAGGAGGAUGUGAUAACCUGGUCAAAAUCUGGAAGGAGGAGGACGGUCAAUGGAAGGAAGACCAGAAACUUGAAGGUCACAGUGACUGGGUCAGGGACGUCGCCUGGGCUCCCAGUAUAGGUCUACCCAAAAGUAUCAUAGCAAGCUGUUCACAGGACUUGAGGGUGAUCUUAUGGACUAAUGACGGUAAUGGCUGGACACAGAAAGUGUUGAACAAAUUUAGCGACGUUAUCUGGCACCUUAGCUGGUCAAUCACAGGAAAUAUACUGGCUACAUCAGGGGGCGAUAACAAGGUCAGCUUAUGGAAAGAGACAUUAAAUGGAAACUGGGUGUGUAUAAGUGAUGUGAACAAAGGUCAAGGACAAAUAUCAGAUGGUCAGAGGUCAUUGUCAUAGUAUCAGAAAGCAGGCAUUUUCCAGACUAUUGUUGUGUUGUGUUUAUUUUGCUGAUAUAAAGAUACCAGUGGAUCUUAUAAGAAGAGAUUAUUCAUUAGUGACCUUAAUCAGCAUGGAAACAACUCUCUCAAGGAAUCACAGCAGCAAAACUACUGAACUGGUAGGAUUCAGUGAAAAGUCUCAGUCAUAGUAAAGGAAUCUUCUACACAACUUUUUAAAGAAUUGUCUAUAGACUUUUUAAAUGCAGACAAAUAGAUGCAUGAAAGAAGAAUCAUCUAAAUUGUUGGAAUGAUGCAAACAAAAAAAUUACGUCAAGAUUAAAUUAUAAUACUAUGUAAUACUGUACUUUGAGUGAAAGGUUAAAUGUAGAAUGUAAGAUGGAUGAAUAAAAGUUGUAUAGUUUAAA
Saccostrea cuccullata (small rock oyster) is the source of this 1482-nucleotide messenger RNA. Its product is annotated as protein SEC13 homolog. Gene Ontology annotation, biological process: protein import into nucleus; COPII-coated vesicle budding; positive regulation of TOR signaling. Gene Ontology annotation, cellular component: nuclear pore outer ring; COPII vesicle coat. Bases 138 to 1076 code for a protein of 312 amino acids. The record is from RefSeq and is a predicted model, not a curated record. The transcript is spliced from 10 exons. Lineage: Eukaryota; Metazoa; Mollusca; Bivalvia; Ostreida; Ostreidae. Gene Ontology annotation, molecular function: structural molecule activity; protein binding.